Molecule: messenger RNA, 1077 nt
Organism: Aspergillus niger
Lineage: Eukaryota; Fungi; Ascomycota; Eurotiomycetes; Eurotiales; Aspergillaceae
Exons: 2
Coding region: 1-1077 (358 amino acids)
Biological process (GO): ribosomal large subunit assembly; rRNA processing
Cellular component (GO): nucleolus
Molecular function (GO): rRNA binding
Source: RefSeq, a predicted model, not a curated record
AUGGCAUCCGUUUACAAGACUAUCUCAAAGAAGGCAGCUCGUCAGCUCGCCAAGGAGGAGGAGUUCGAUGAGGAGGAUAUCGAGAUGGAGGAACUUCUCGACAACGCCGACGACACCACCGACAGCGAAAGCGAUGAAGAAACUACGACCGAAUCGGCCAAGAAGCAGCUCGCUCAAGGAUUCAUGCCCAAGACUCGUGUACUGAUGCUAACCUCUCGAGGUGUGACAUACCGCCAUCGACACCUGCUCGCCGACCUUGCGUCUCUGCUUCCUCACACUCACAAGGAAAGCAAACUUGACACCAAGAAGAAGACCGCUGGAUACAAUCUGCUCCUUAACUCUCUUGCCGACCUUCACUCCUGCAAUGUGAUUUUCUUCCUCGAGGCUCGUAAGCAGGGUCAGGACUUGUACCUCUGGCUUGCUCGUCCUCCCAAUGGCCCGACGAUCAAGUUCCACGUCGCCAACUUGCACACAAUGGCUGAAUUGAAUGCUGGAUUCAGCGGCAACUGCCUCAAGGGUGGCCGUGGUCUUGUUGUUUUCGAUCGCUCUUUCGACGAACAGGGUCCGCUCAUGAGCCAACCCGGCAACGAAUACCGGGGUCUGAUCAGAGAGAUGCUGCGCGGUGUCUUCUGUGUCCCUAAGCGUGGUGUCAAGGGCAUGAAGCCAUUCAUUGACCGCAUCAUCGGUGUCUUCGGUGUCGAUGGCAAGAUCUGGAUUCGAGUCUACGAGAUCCGCGAGUCCGAACCCGGAAAGAAGUCUGAGGAUGGUGCAGAUGCCAAGCCCACUCCCAAGAGCAAGGACGGUCAGCCGGAGGUUUCUCUGGUCGAGAUCGGCCCCCGUUUUGUUCUUACGCCUAUUGUCAUCCUGGAGGGCAGCUUUGGCGGCCCUGUCAUCUAUGAGAACAAGGAGUACGUGAGCCCGAACCAGGUCCGUCGCGAGGUCCGCAUGAGCAAGGCGGCUCGCUACGCCAAGCGCAGAGAUGGGCAGACCGACCGGUUCGCGAAGCGGUCGAACCUGGGAUUGGGAGAAGGCGAGAGGAAGCCGGAUGCGCUCGACACAAGGCAACUGUUCAAGUGA